UGAAUUGCGGUUACAGACCUGCAGCUCCCCUCCCCCUCCCCCUCCCCACCCAGGCCCGCCCGCCCGCCUUUCUGUCUCCUCUCUCCCUCCGUACUGGCCGGCCCGGGUCCAUUUCCGGGCUCCGGGUAUUUGGUAUUGAUCAGGGCCGGGGGCGCGGGAGCAGGUGGCUGCGGCGGCGCAGCCUGCGGCGCCCGGGUCCGUCUCCCGCCGCCUUUGUCGCCAGCCCUUGCCCGGCGGCCCGCCCCGCCCUCCGGGCCCGAGCGCUGCGGGCUGGACUUUGCGCCGCGUCGGGCGCUGCUGCUGCUGCGCGCCGGGCCGUGCUCUGUGCAGGCGGCGGCCGGGAAGCCGGAGGCGAAGUGCUGCCCGGACCCCAGGCCAACAUGGCUGAAGUCACCAUCGACCAGUCCAAGCUGCCGGGAGUCAAGGAAGUGUGCCGAGAUUUUGCUGUCCUGGAGGACCACACGUUGGCCCACAGCCUGCAGGAACAAGAGAUUGAGCAUCACUUGGCAUCGAAUGUUCAACGGAACCGUUUGGUCCAGCAUGAUCUGCAGGUGGCUAAGCAGCUUCAAGAGGAAGAUCUGAAAGCCCAGGCUCAGCUGCAGAAGCGCUAUAAAGACCUUGAACAGCAGGACUGUGAAAUUGCUCAGGAGAUUCAGGAGAAGCUGGCUAUUGAGGCAGAGAGACGACGCAUUCAGGAGAAGAAGGAUGAGGACAUUGCUCGACUCUUGCAAGAAAAGGAGUUACAGGAAGAGAAAAAGCGAAAGAAACACUUUCCAGAGUCUUCUGGAGUCAGUGCUUAUGGUGAUAGUUACUAUUAUGAAGAUGGAGACCAGCCACGGUCAAGGAGGGCAGGGGAGUUGGGUUCUGGAAGCUCAAGGCCUUGUAGACUUCAACAUGAGGAAAAGAGUGUGAAGCACCGGAGGGAGAGAUCCAGACAUCCACAGGAGAACUUGACAGAAUCCGAAGAGCACUGUUCGUCAGAGAAACCUCUGUCAUCUUCUAGCUCGGGUCAAGUGAGGGACGAUCCCCAAAUUAACACUGAGCCUGAAAGAAAACGCUGUGGCCACGAGAGGCUCCGGAGGCCUCCCCUCCCCAAGAUCAGCGGUGAGGUGCUCCUGAGCACCGAAGUGGAUGACUGGGAGGCUCGCUCUAGCCAUCGAACGCGGAACUGGGAAAAACAGUUCAGACAGCAAGACCAGCUCUCUCCCAAAACCUCACGGAAAGCGGGGCUUCCCUGCAAGGAAGCCGUUUUUAGGAGGGACCAUGGGCAAGGUGAGCACAGAGAGAGGAAACGCAGGCCCCGGACUCCUCCCUGCUCAGAGAGUGAGGAGCAGCUCCAGCUCCACGACACAGGAAUGAAGCCCAGAGUGAUGAAAGAAGCAGUUUCUACUCCAUCACGAGUGACCCACAGAGAUCAGGAAUGGUAUGAUGCUGAAAUUGCCAGAAAACUUCAAGAAGAAGAGAUUUUGGCUACCCAGGUGGACAUGAGAGCAGCUCAGGUUGCCCAGGAUGAGGAAAUCGCUAGACUUCUAAUGGCUGAAGAAAAGAAAGCUUACAAGAAAGCCAGGGAGCGGGAGAAAUCAUCUUUGGACAAAAGAAAGCAUGACCCUGAGUGGAAGCCAAAAACAGCUAAAUCAGCACACUCAAAGUCAAAAGAGAGUGAUGAACCUCACCGUUCCAAGAACGACAGACCCGCACGGCCACCACCACCUGCCAUGACCGAUGCUGAGGGUUUGGAUUGCACUCCUUCUGGAAACCAGCAUAAUCCCACACGUCACUACUCAAAGUCAGAGUCUUCUCAUAAAGGUUUCCAUUAUAAACGGUAAAAACCUAGGAAUCUGCCUUGAAAAUGGACUCACUGUAGCAAAAUUACUGGAUGAUACAGAACACAUUCCACGCUUAUUUUUUUCUUCCUCUCUUUUGUAUUCCUGAGAUUUAUCCUCAAGUGUUUUUUGAACCAUGAAUAAUUUUCAUUCAUUUAAAAUGUUUUGGUUAUUCCUGAUCACUUGGGCAGUACAAGAAAAUCUAGCUUCUGAAUAUUGGCCAUCUCUAUGGAGCAUAUGCUUCCUGGGGUGUAGUAUCUAAGAGCUCUAUAAAAUGCCAUUUUCAUUAGGUAUGGAGUAUUGAUAUUUAAUGAAUAGGCUUUACUUAGCAAUUAGGAUUUUGUGGAGGUAGUGACUGAAGUAAAACAUAAUGUUUGGAUGCAAUGCAGAAUAAAAGAAUAUAAGAAAUAGCUUUUUGGUGCAUUAGUGUAUGAUAUAUUAAAAGAUAAGCGACUUUUGCUUUUUUUUUUUCUAUUCAGGGAAAGAAAAAAAUCACAACCAUAAAGUAUUUAAAAAGAAAAAAAAAAGGAACAGUUGAAAUAUGUAACUGACUAUAGAGGUUUUAUGUAUCCUUACACACCCUCCUGGGAAAAUUGGCCUAGAUGUCAUUCAAUAACACCGUCUCUGCCAUUGCCUCCUCAAUAGCAAAAAUUUUGACGCCUCUGGGCAUUGAACCAUUUUUUUAGUACUUAUUGGCAAAAAUUUAAUUCUAAGAAGUUUUAACUCAAGUUUGCAAGAUCAAUUAAAGAUGAAAAAUUUUGUAUCCCUUCUCUUAUUUUACAUUUACGUAUAAAGCCAAGGGAAUUAGAAUUGGAAAGGUGUUUAUAUAAGUAAUGAUGCUGUCAUUUUCUCUGGCUAUAAGAUUGAAUUUUUCCUCUUGCAUAUAAAACAUAACAGCAUUGCUUGGCAACUUCUCAAAAAUAUUUUGUGUUAUCUGUCAAUAAGCAGAUUAAUUGGACUUGAAGUUGAUAAAGAAGCUCUUCAUCCAAGUAUUUGGUCCUGCACAUAUGUUAGUGACACAUGGGCAUUGGAUUUCUUUGUGCCAGACCUUAAACCCCUCUUCAGGAAAUCUGGGAUUUUUGUUAAUCUUCUAGCCUCAUGGAAAUGCUUCUUUUUCCAUACCAGUUAGUUAACAUAAAUAUCAGUCAUGCUGUAUAUUCAGCGUAUUUAUACUUGAGAAAAAAGUUGUUAAUCCAUUCCUUUCUGGCUGGGAACUGCCUUCUGUUUGCCUUAUCUUUUGAAAUAGUCUUUCUAGUUGGGCAAUAUUCACGAAGUUUUUUAGACUAGCUUCUCAGAGGAUUUGGGUUUUUCAUUUUGAGGAAUAGCUUUAGUUUCAUAGUUUUUAGAUUGUAUAAACUUAAGUAAAGGAUACUUAAGAGUUAAGUUUUGAGAAAAUAAUAAUCUAGAAAUAAAACCGUUAAGGUUGUAAUCAUUUUGGAGAAAUAGGGAAAGGGAAAAGAACAGAACUUUGCAUGUCCAAGAUGAAAUGACUGAGGAAGAAAAAUCUCCAGUUAAAUAGACAAGAGGAGACCAAAUGGAGGUCCUAGCCUUAAAUCAAAUUCCAGAGGAUGUUUUCAAUAUCAAAGGUUAGGCCUUGUUGAUUCUUGGUAAUGCUAUAUUUUUCUUUGUCUGCCCUGUGAUUUUGCUUCAUGUUUUAAAAAGUUUUUUAUGGUAGCUUUAAAGAAAAGAAAAACAAUGUAUUUUUAUUUGAAAAUCAGGCAAAUGGGCAACAUCAUUUGCCAUAUUUUUAUUUUAUAAAUGUUUAUUUUUCUAUCUCAUACAAUGAUCAGUUCUUCUUUUCAAAUUCUCCAUUUAUCCUUUCAUGUACUACUUCAUGCAAUCAUAUUUAUUACUGUAAAAUGCUAACUGGGUGUAUUUUACUCAAAAAAUGUCAGGUCACUUUACACAUAACCAGGAUGUUAGUGUUUCAGCUAUGUUAGUAAGUGACCAAAGGUAGUAUUUCCCUUGUUACACACAAUUCAACAUCUGUAUUAAAAAUUCAUUAUUUUUUUUAAUGUUUUUAAAAGAUGAGAGUUUUAAAAUAUUUUAAUUUAAUUUAAUUUUUUUUUUUUUGUAAAGCAAACACUUUUUAAGGAGUAUCAGAGUAAUUCUUUCCCUGUGAAUAAGAAGACAUAUCAAACAACCAGUUGAAUUCCUCUUAUUCUCAUUCAAAUAGUGUAAUUGUUAAUUAUUGUUAAUUUUGAGACUGUAGAAGCAACUGUGUGUGUCCAUGGAAUAUUCCAGGCAAGAAUACUGAAGUGGGUUGCCAUUUCUUACUCCAGGGGAUCUUUCAACCCAGGGAUCGAACCUGGGUCUCCUGCAUUGCAGGUGGAUUCUUUACCACUGCGCCACCUGAGAAGCCCCAUUUAGAGGCAACUAGCACUUUAUUUUAAGAAACUGCCAAACAUCUUCACUGUGUUCUCUGCUUUCCACUUGUCAUUUUUAUAUAAAUAUGGAAGCAUUUAUUUUAUUUCUUUUCCUAUUGCUGGAACACACGCAGUUUAAUUUUUAGAUCCACAGUGUAUUAUGCUUUAAUGUUGUGAUGUAAAGUAAUCCUUCUGGUCUUGGAAAAUCUCCCUGUUUCCAUACCUCUGUUCUCCCAGGGGCCAGACCCCAUUAACAUCAGUGUUACCGAAUGAGCACAGUGUGUCGUGGAGCCUUAUCUUGAGGCUGCUGGACAAGGACACCCCAUCACCCCAACCUAACUUUUUGUAAGUAAUCACCUGGAAGCAAGGUUAGAAAAGGGUCAGUUUAAAUGUUCUGGUUGGAAAAAAAUAUGACUGUAUUGUCAAAUUGUUGUUAGACAUAAUUUUAUUGGGUGACUGGAUGGUUGCUUCAUAUGCUUUAAAAUGACACUGAGAUUUUUAGGAUGUGACUUUGCACACAGUGACUUAAUAUUUAUCAAGUGAAUUUACAAUAACCAGCAGCAGAUGAACUGCAGAAAAGACUUCAUGGGUUUUGAUCAUAGGGAAACAUCUGAAGUAGAAAAGAUAUGGAUAGAUGCUCCCAAGAGGAAAACCUUUCAAGAAUAGCAGUGGCCACUUGGAUCUAGAUCAACAUAUUCCAAAAAGCGAGACCUUGGGCCUUGUGCUCCACUGAACUCAAUUGAGAAAAUUAGGAACAGAACCUGUUUUCCUCUUUUCUUUGCCUGGCCUGCAGCAGACCUGGAUGAUGAAUAAAUCCAUUGCUGACUUUGUCCAUACCUUUUGCACAAUGUCGGGACUUUUCAGUAUAAAACUAAUGUUUAACUGAUAAUUAUUUUUCUUUAAUGCUGUCAGAUAUUCUCCGAAUUUUGUUUUGUGCCAAAUUGCUCUUUAGAAACCCCUGGUAUAAUAUGGUGCAUUCAGUUUACCACAAGAGUGGUUAACAUUUUAGGACCUUGAUUUUUAAUGAGUGUUGCCUUUAUAUAAAAACCACAUUGGGGGAGAUUAUUCAUUUAUUCAGUGUUGAUUUUCUUGAAAGGUAACUGUAGUGAUUGUAAUAUCCUCAGCCUACUAAAAGCAUGAGACUGCCACGUAAGCAGCUUUCUGAAGAACUGAGGACAAAACAGAACGUGCUCUCAAAGGCUUGUUUCCCUUUGGUUUGUGUUGGGGACUUUAAUGUAGAAAGGGAACCCUUCCAAUAGAUUUCACUGUUACAUAGUGUGUACUAUCCUGAUAACAUCAGUUUUUUAGAACCAAACAUACAAAAAUCAAAACCAGGUGUUUGAGCAAAAAACAAAAAAACCCGAACAUUUUUACUAAUACUUUGUCUAUUUAUUGCUUACAGCUCAGAGUCAGAGGAGUGAUUAGAUAAAGUGAUGCCAUUUUUCCUUCUGUCUGGCGGUGCCUGUGUCUGAAAGCCGUAACUGCUGGUCUUACUGGUGACAGGAUCUUUUUCCUCCCUCGUCUAUCGUAGGUCAGCUGGGCAGGGAGACGCACAUGGAGACUGUCCUGAUGGUGAUGCGCAGGGCUCAGUCUCACCCAGGGCUCUCCAGAAAGAGUCUCUUUCAUCCCUGGUGGUACAUAAGAUCAUCAAAGGGAAGACUUGAGGCUGCUGUUGCUCCUGCCAUUUAACUCUCAUUAGAAAUGGUAGAUUUAUUUCUAGAGAAGUCAAGAAGGGAAGGGUAAAGAAGGAAACCCUCACUUCUACAGAGUCACUUCUCUUAUGAGACUUACACUUAGGUCAGCAACGUCUGUGAGGAGCAGUAUUGCCUUAAAUUAGUUUGAUUCUGACCAAGAUCAGUGUACUGUAUUUCCUUAGAUGAGUGACUGUCAACUCUCCAUUGAGGUAUCAAAUUCACAGGUGAGCCCCAAACAUCCGUGUCAUCGGACGUUUUGGACCUCCUCCCACCGAGCUGUGGGUGACGGACAGUGACAGGUGUGCCAUUUCAUUUCAGAUUGCCUCUCAGUCUGAAUGAGCAGUGGCAUGAUCAGGAAGGCUGGUAGUCGGAGAGUGAGAAUUUCCUGAGCUUAUUCUUCAGGUGAUCACUUCCUGAAUAGUUGAGAGUUGACUGUCUUCAUUUCCUAUGGUGUUUGUGUAGAAGAUGUUUCCAAAGGUUCUGUUAGGCAGUGAAGUCAGUUAUUCUGUAAAAAUGUUGCUAACACUCUUGUGUAUUGAAAUGUAUACAGACGUAACAGAAAAGGAGAAAAACCAAACAAAACAGAGACAUUUACUCAAAUGGCAGAUUGUUGAUAUGAAAAGUGUUUCUGUUUUAUUACUUUCAAGAGAAAAUCAGAAAAUCUUUUGCUAGGGUAGGGAAGACACCAGAGUGGUUUCUUUAGGCUUGCAUUUGAUGCCACAGAGUAAUACAGUGUCAUUUAAGUAAUCAUGUUGAUUUGUGGAAAUGUCUGGUCCUAAAGAUCACUCUGCCCUUAAAUAUUUGUGAACACUGCCUAGAAAUAUGUUCCUAAUAGACUUAAAUGUUUUUGUGUAUUCUCAGCAAACUAGAAAAUGUUUCUCUCACUUUUGAGUAAAUUUGCAUAGCCUGAGGAGCUGGCACUGAGCUGAUUUCAGCGUUUCAGAUAAGGACAGAGUUAAUUGUGUAACUUGGUGCCCCAUGACUCAUUGCAGAGGUUCAUAUAGAAAGAAUGGAAGAAUUGAAAGACAGGGUCUGAGUGACAUUUCCUUCACAAAAGAGCAAGGGUUAAGGACAGCGAAGAGAGAGUUGAGAGGAUAUACUGUUACACCUCAUAUGCUUGGGAGAAGCUUUUGUUGCCCUGAGUUUUGGACCAUAAUUGCUAAAAUAGUUCCUAGCUAUUAUAUAUAAUGGGAAGGUUUUUGAUGUUAGAAUUUUUUAAAUUUCUCAUUGAAUUAGUCGCUGGGAUCCCUGUAGGCUAUAACUUAAGGUUUGCCGUCAACUGAAAGCCGAAUGCCAUUUCCCAGCUAUAGCUGUAUUUUCCACCUGCCUCUUAAAAGCAAAGUAGUAUUUGUUCAUGAAGUAUUAUGAGAUGAUAGGAUAUAAAAAUGAUAUUCCAAAGUGAGAAUUCUCUGUAAAUGCAGUUGUCCUUUAGAAGAAUCCAUCCCAACACACUGUUGUAUUUUGAUGGGUGCUGAAUUAUAAAGUACAGGAGUUUUUCAUAUGAAUCAAGUCGCUUAGGAAGUUUGAGGUGUGCUGUCGUUUGUCUCAAAAUUUGGGAAAGUACGCUCUUGAGAGAGAGAGAUUAAUAACUGCACAGUGCCCAAAAGGUUUUGGAUGCUUUGGUAAAAAGCCCUUUGACAUUUAGAAUGUGGAUGUGUAAACAAGUGAGAUGUUAUCCCAAGCACUUAACAGUUUGUAGCCAAGCCCUCGGGGAAAGGCAGCUUUGAAUUUCACAGAAUUGAACAGAACCUUAAUGGAAUAGAGUUACUGGCCUCAGUUCAGAAAAAGAGGAGGCCACCUCAAAUCACAUGCCUGUCCAGAGAUUAAUGAAACUGAGAGACACUGUGGAUGCCUUAAAGGGGACUGAUACCGGGUCCUGGCAGGUGUGUGUGCACCCUUCUGGACGAGGCUUAUGGAAACAGACUGUUUCGGUUCACCUUCAUGCAGCACACAUUCCUGCUCAUGACGCCUUUGGGGGAAGCGAGAAACACGGUCCUGGAGACGUCCUUGUGUCUUGGGCGGCUGAGGUGGCGAUGUCUGACCAGCACUCAAGCCUCCUUCAGUGCCACUUACACAUCUCCAUCUGUUCAUCUAUGCAAGCUUGUGUUUCAGUGUUUCAUUUUUUACACCUCGCUUCCCAUUUGAUUCCUUUAACAUCAGGUUUAACAUUGAUAUUAUGAAUAAUUUUUAAACCAAAGUAUUGUAUAAGUCUGUGUGCUUGUUUUCCUGAAUGGUUGGUGGCAAACACCAACCUUGUCAUUUUCUCUUAAUAAAGUCACUCAUUUGUUACAUCAA
This is a messenger RNA of Dama dama (fallow deer), 8178 nucleotides long. RefSeq names its product coiled-coil domain containing 50 (gene CCDC50). The transcript has 12 exons. Gene Ontology annotation, molecular function: ubiquitin protein ligase binding. NCBI's taxonomy places the organism in Eukaryota, Metazoa, Chordata, Mammalia, Artiodactyla, Cervidae. The coding region runs from base 381 to 1826 and encodes 481 amino acids. The record is from RefSeq and is a predicted model, not a curated record. Gene Ontology annotation, cellular component: cytoplasm.